CCUCCUCCUCCUCCUCCCAUACCAGCCGAGUAGCGGAUUUGCGAGGGAUCUCGGUGCUGUGCAAGCUCCCCGAGUGACCAACGAUCACGCAAGGCAUCGGAGACUCAGUGCGCACGGCGGCGGCGGCUCUCCACAACGCGAGGCAACCCGCAAGAGCCUCUAAAGAUAUUAUUUCUACCAGGAAUUGGACCCAAGCGCCAAGUUUCCGAUUGGAUUCCCCCCACCCCUCCUCCUGUGCGGCUACCUUGAUUCUGUCAUCAGAUCGACUGCAAAUCCUAUUUUCUCUCUCUCUCUUUUUUCCCUUUCCAAAGCAACGUUGACGCCAUUUUCCUCGGGAUUUUCUGUCAAAAAACAUAUACAUCUAUUCCGGCACCGUUUGACAGCUCCGCGGGAGGCUGUCACCUCAUCCGUCGCUUGCGUAAAAUGUGUCUAAAUGGAUUGUAAAUGAUCUUGAUAAAAUAUUUACACGUUAGAGCCGAGUGUGAGACAACAUUAGACAUGGACUGUCCCUGGCUUCGCUGUGUUCCUGUGGGACAAUCAACACAACCCCAGUAGCUGAUUGACAACAACCAACCAGCCCAACAGACUACUGCUUUCUAUUUUCCCAUUGGCUGGCUGCCACAGCUUCCCCCAUCCUGACUGGCUCUGGCGGGAGCGUGGAUGGAGCAAAGGGAUCUGGUUGGCUCAGCCCGACCCAAAGAGGCUGACCUUCAGGGAGGUAGGGUGGGGCCAAAUGAAGGGGACCAAGAAGGAGCAGGGGGCAUCGGGUUGGUGCGCGGUGAUGAUGUGAUUAACGGUGCCAUCAGUGAAGGGGAGGGGUUAGAGGAGCAGGGAGAAGGGCUAAUGGAGGAGCAGGAGUUCUCCAUCAAGGAAGCAAGUUUCCAGGAAGGAAGUCUAAAGCUGAAGAUACAGACCACCAAGCGCACCAAAAAGCCCCCAAAGAGCCUUGAGAACUACAUUUGCCCACCGGAGAUCAGGACGACCAUCAGACCUCCAGUUGGAGAGGGCAAAGGGGGGCGGCAGGGGCGAACAGGCGGUGGAGGAGGGGCGGGGCGGGGCCCGAAGGAAGAAGAACGAGGACCGCCCAGGAAAAGGACAUAUGAGCGCCAGUUCAGAAUGCCAGAGCAGAGAGAGGGAGGCCUGCUGCAACUACUGGGAGAUAACCCUCCUCUCAAGCACCAGCUUCGCAGCUCCCUCCAUCCUGCACACUCACUCUCACAGACACAGCAAACGCAGCACUCCCUCACGCAGAAAUUCCAACACCCUCAAGCACCCCAGCACCAAAUCAGUCCAGACUGGAUCCCAUCUACAGCACCCUCUGUAUCUCCAGCCCAUCCUGCAGAUUCUGAGCCAGCCCGAGAUUUGGCAGCAGUCAGCAGAAUCUCUUUGCUAGAUCCAACCCAAGCUUUCUCACGAACAGCAACACAAAGUCCCUCACCUCAGAGGUCUCUGACUCCAGACCUGCAGCUGCCAGUGGUCACAGAUGCCAGCAUUCUCAACCUGACCUCCCUCAGCAGGGGAAAGGGUUUGCAAGAGGUCAGUGAGCAACUCUUUGGGAACAUCAAGAGGAAGUACGGCAGGAAGGACUCCCAGAGGAUGCUCUGUAAUCCCCACAGUGCUGAUUCACAUUGGGGACAGCCAGAGAAAGGAUCAGAGAGCCCAAAUAAUUCAGAGGAGAGGCAGAAGUACAGGCAAGAGGAGACAGCUGAGCGGUUCCAUGAAGAAAGAGAGGAAAGGAGAAAAGAGGAACGAGAGCGAACAAUUGCUGGGAGGAAAGGAGAUGAAGAAGACCGAGGGAUGCCCAUGCUGGCAGAGGAAGCAAAAGGAAGAAAGAGGCGGAGAAGGCCUUCUUUUGACGAGUCAUUUUCUGUAGAGGAGCAAUCACAGCAGCGGACUCUGGACUCUGAUGCAACAGAGAAGCAGCAGCCUGGGUCCUUAGAACCCAGAGUAGCACAUAAGAUAGAGACUCACAAAAAUGAUUCUCGACUCACGAGUCAGGCUGAUGUCAGUGCAGAAAGGCUGGAUAAAGGUGACAAAAGAGAAAAGGGAGAGAGGGUGGACAGGGCAGAAAUGGGAGAGACAGUUACAAGUGGGCCUGACCAAGAGUCAAAUUUGAGUGCAAACAGGAUAAAAAAGAACCCCUUGGGUCGUCCUAGGAUCAGCGUAGACACCCUUAAACCCAGAGAGCCAACUCACAAUCACAUCAGCAAGCCCAGUCUCAACGUGAAUCCCAGAUUCCCUAGCCCAAACCCUAGCCCCAGCCCCCGGAGUAACAUCAGCCCUAUCCCCAGCCCCAAACCCAGGGCAAAUAUCAGCCCCAGUCCAAGCCCCAGAUCAAGAGCCGACCUGAGUCCUAGCUCUAGUCACAGCACCAGCUCUACAGUCAGUUCCAGACCGACCAAGGCCAAUGACAGAUGGUCCUACCUGAAAUCAAAAAACCAUGCCAGCAUUACAUCACCCCAGAGAGAAAAUCUGGGUAGCCUCGUGACCUUAGCUGACCCACCCUCUGCUUUCCCCAUUACCCCUUCUAGCCCACUGUACACCAACACUGACAGCCUGACAGUCCACACUCCAAUUAAGAGGAAACGAGGACGCCCCAAGAAACAGCCACUCUUAACAGUGGAGACGAUUCAUGAGGCCACUUCCACCUCACCUCCAAGCCCAUUGGCCCAGGAAACCACUGCAGGGCUAAAUCGUAGGAGAAAGACACACACACUAAACACUUUAGUGCAAAUGGCCUCCACGAUGACCAACGCCAGCACGCUCAAAGUAAAGCGUGGAAGGGGCCAUUCCAGGCCAAUGAAUAAGAUGAAGCUUGGGAAAAUGCAGAGCAUCCUGAAUGAGAUCUUUUCAGGAUCAUGUCAAAAUGGCACUCUGGCUCUGAAGUCAUCUUCUGCCCCUGUUACCUCAGCUAUGAGUGCCAUGGCAUCCACCAUUGAAGCUCGAUUGGGGAAACAAAUAAAUGUCAGCAAGAGAGGAACCAUCUACAUUGGUAAGAAGAGAGGGCGGAAACCUAGAGCAGAAACCCAAGGCUCCACCCCUCCCAAAACCACUAGGGACAAGCCAGUAUUGUCUGUCUCCACAUCGAGUCUCUAUGAGAGCCCUGUAGUGCCUUCCACCACCUCAUCUCCCAGCUCUAGUGCUCCAUCUAUAAGAACGAGCCACUCUGAUUCCGCUAUGCCCAGUUUGCAGCCCAUCUCAGCCUUGCCCUCUAAACCAGCAGGCAGGAGCUUUCUCACUGGGGGAUGGAAAUUGUCUCCGCCACGACUUCUGGCUAAUUCACCAUCCCACUUGUCAGAGGGGGCAUCAGUGAAGGAGGUGACUCUGUCCCCCAUCAGCGAGUCCCACAGUGAGGAGACUAUUCCCAGUGACAGUGGGAUUGGGACAGACAACAACAGUACCUCAGAUCAAACUGAGAAGGGUCAUGCCUCUCGACGAAGGUACUCAUUUGAUCUGUGUGGGUUUGAGGCUGCGGAGGCAGCAGCUUUGGAAGCAUCCAACAGAGGUGGCAGAACACGCUGCGAGCGCCAAGUAACGGCUGUUGAUAACUUUCUGUCACAGCAGGAAAAGAAGCAAAAGCAUCAUCGACGGAAGAGGAAGUGCCUACAGAGCCGGGAUCAUCUUCACUUUCUCUCUGAACUGGACGAGGUUGUGUUAAAGCUCCAGCAGUUACGAGUAUCUCACAGACGAUACACCUGCUACCCCCAGCAUCCCUAUCCUUCCAUUUUCCGCCUCAACUUCCACCAUUACUACCCUAUUACCUACGACUCCUACCCCUGUGACUCCAGUUCAUACCUCCGCAGGAGUGCUGAUCUGAAGGCUAAGAGGAGACGCGGUCGUCCAGCCAAAGCCAGCGAGCCAAUCACAUCGAAGCUGCCUUUUGUUCAAGGAUAUGGUUAUCCGCUGGCAGGGGGAAAUUACUAUGCAGCACCGUAUGCGAUGCCUUACGCACCUCCUCUGAGUCUGGGCUACUUUCCCCCUACUCCCCCAUUUUAUCUGCCCCACCACUCGCUAGGACCGGCGCCUCCAUCUCCCUUCAUGAGGCCUGCUGUGCCCCCUCCCAAAGCUUUCCACUCCAGCGGACACUCAAAAAUCCAGCCAGGCGCCAAGCUUUGCAGCACUAGUGGGCCACUUCAGGGGCCAUCUGUAAGGGGAGAGGGUUUGGGCUCCCUGGGCGGCAGCAGCGCAGGUGGUCUUGCAGGGGUUCGUCUCCACAAGAGGAAGCACAAGCAUAAACAUAAGCACAAGGAUGAACCUCUUCUUUCACCACGAGACCGGCAAGAGCUGGGAGGACUUUUCAGUGGCGCUAAGACCAAUGCACGUCUCAGCAUGCUGAGUGAGAGGAGAGACUUGGCCAGUCAGGGUUCUUCAAAGCUUCUGGACAAGCAGAGGGGCAAUGGCAGAGGCUCUUCAAACCUGGGAUCCAGCUUAGGGAUUUUUGAGUCUGACCAGCUGUCCUCACACUCUCUUGCUGACAGUCAGUUCCAUUCCCUUCAGACUGGACAGCCUAAAAAGAGCUUCAUGGGCAGCUACAAUAGCCAGUCACAGCGGUCAGAGUCAGCGUCUGACCUAUUUCUGGGGUCACAAGAGGACGAGUGUGGUGGAAGAAGCAGGAGGACGAGGCUCACUGUGUUUGGAGAUCAGGGCUUAAUGUCAUUCCAAACUGUGAGGCAGGAGCCAGGACAGAUGAACAAGUGUUCCAGUCCAUCCCUCACCGGUGUUCCCAGUAAACGGAGGUAUAAACGUCGUGAAGUGGAACAGAUCCAGAAGGACGUUAGGAGGAUGCAUUCUUUGAACUUUGAGCAUGUGCAGAAGAUCCUUCGUGCCAAACGCCUGCAGCGACAAGCCAAAACAGGAAACAAUGUCAUCAAAAGAAGGCCCGGACGACCCAGAAAGCAACCUCUGGAGGAACCAGAGCCAGCCAAGAUGAGGGAAGAAGAUUGGGCUGAGGGUCGAGGCUUGGACAUGCUGGCCAGUAGGAGAGGUGAUGAGAGGACUCUGGGGAUGCCUGUUCUGGAGAGGUGUGAUAACCUGCCAGGUAGGCAGAGCCUCAGGCCGAGCCUGACCCCCGAGCCUCUGGAGUACUCCAGUCACGAUUCCAUCUCAGCAACUAUUGAGACCGUGGUGCAUCAAGCGCGGUCUGUGCCUCCACUGGCAAAGGGGGGGAAACGCAAAGGCAGAGGCUUCAGCAGGGACGAAUCGUGGGCUCCAUCCAGUCAGUAGACCUGCAGGAGAAAGCACCUCCAGAGCUGGAGAGCGGAGCCAGUGUUUCAAGCCUAUCAGAUGCAGUGCCCUUAAUUUUGGGACUCCUCGGUGCACUUUGACUUGUUUCUCCUUUCUCAUUUGUCGUGAGGAAUACAGUGGGUUAGUGGUGGAGCAGGAGGAGGGAACACUUCUGGUGCCUCCCUCAGUUUGCUACACCAAACCAGACAUGGGCCUUUCAAAGAUUCAUUGGACCUUCAUUUACAAUGGCACUAUAUGGUACUAUUUGAUACUGAAUCUGAUGCUAUAAAACUGUGUGGUACUUAUGAUAGUGUAGGAUAUUAUGUGAUUCUUUAUGUAUCUGAUACAGUGAUGUGUAUGGUACUUUAUGAUACUGUAUCUGAAUGUGGCUUCAGCCAUAUAUUUACCAGCAAGGGGAGGGGGGAAUGGUUAAUAUAAAACUGUGCAGCUCUGCUUAUUUUUGCCUUUCUGAGGAAGCUUGUCAAAAACAUGGAAUAAUAACUUCAGUAAUUAAGCCACCUUACCCUAUUACUUACCCUGUUUUGCUAGUGUCCUUGCUCCCUUUGAGAAGUAACUGAUACUUCCUGGCAGCUCCUCACUCGUGGUCCCUCUCCCUGCUUGACACUCACCCCAAUUCUUUAGCCCUCCCUGGUGCCUGCCGCUUAAAUCCAUCCCCCUUUGUCCUCUCACCUAUUCCCACUAAUGUUUUACAUCUCCAUUACUUGAGCUCCCUCAAUCUACCCGCUGUGUCAUUUUUUUUCCUCUCUCCCUGCUCAGGCCUCUCCUGGGCAGUGACAUAAAGGCAAUAUGGUGGGUUAGACUGUCCCAGACUGUACAUAGAAACAAAGUCCACUGUUGCCUGCCUUGUACAAUGGGAAACCAGCUCAUAGAUGUGUACUGGCAUACAGAAUAUUAAAUAGAAUUGUUGUACCAUAGACAAUGAAAGUGUGUAUUGUUUUAUAACCAAAAAAAAAAAAAAACGGACAUGGGUGUGACUCAAGACAAGCUUGUUUUCAGACAAAAAGAACACAUGUAUUCAUUCAUACACUCAUUAUUGUGUUUAUAACCAGGGGGCAUUGCAUACAGGAGGAAUAUCAGGUGUAUUUUUGGUAAACCUUAAAAUUGGUUAAAUGCACUAUUUAAAAAAAAAAAAAAAAACAUACACUUGCAUCAAUCAAAUGCAGCACUUACAUGCUUGUUCCAGCCUUAUGUUUCGGCAUUCGAUGGUGUGGUUAUCCACCCCAGAGACCAUGCAUUAUUUUAAUCAAAUUGUAUAUGCAGGCUGCGCAGCCAAAAGCGUCAAAACGAAGCCCGAGUCUGAAUUGGACAGUUCAGCAGAAGAGGGCUCACAGUCAGUGUUUUGAAAAGCUAAUCCCAGUCUUUCUACUUAACAUAAUUUUCAAUCCAUAUCUUUGGAAAUAUUUUUGGAAAGUAAAUCCAGUAUUUAGAUUUAGAAACCAAAGUCUCAGUAUUCAGUGUAUAAUUUAAAAGUAUCUAAAUCAGAGUUUGACAAACUCUCCACCAUGUUGGCACCAAUGUAAAGCAUUCCUAUGUGCACUGUAGAAUGUAGCCAUCUUGGAUUUUUUUUGUGUGUGUCAAUAUGUUAAGCCUUUGUUAAACUCUAUCUACAGUAUUUGUGGCUUUGGGUAGUGGUUGGUAUUUUCUCGAUUAGGUAUUUCUGAAUAAUAAGCAAUGGAUCAGUGUUUCUUUGGCAACCUUGUUGACGUUUUAGUUUCAGGAGAUUCUGUUUUCUUUGGGCGGGGUGGGAUUCUCAGUUGCAGCAGUUCGACUUGUGCCUUAUGUUUCUUUCUCUCACCAAUUACCAUUUGACCUGAGGAAUAUGAAGUGGCAAAGAGUGCCCCAGACAAUGACCCAAAAUGUUCAUGAUUGUGCAAAUGACGUGUGUCUUAGUCAUGAGAACCCUGAAACUGCCAGUGUCCCUUCACAGCUUCCAUAGUCAGCAUCCUCUGUCACUGGGCACUGGUGUCUGGUGUCUCCCAGCUUCCUCCUAGUUUUUUCUGACUCACAUCAUCAUAACAGAGGUAGAAGGGCUGGACUGAAGGAGCUAUUAUAUUACUGUUUUAAAUACACAUCAUUUACUGACCUACAUACUGCUGUAGCAGCAGCGGUGGAGAGUGUAUCAGAUGUGUCUCUAUCCAGUGAUAUUGAUUGUACCCAGAGUCUUAGAUAUAUAAUUAAAGAUCACUUACUCUGCCCAGUAAAUAAUCAGGGAUAUAACUGAUUAUAUACUUGGCAAAGGAAGAACAGAGGAGGUUUUUAUGGAAAUCACGUUCUCGUACAUUGUUGUUUGCUAUGCAUCAGGCCAUGCCUGGCAAUGACCUUAAAAGGAAUUUCUGUUCUGGGUCCACCCUUCAACAAAGAGAAAUAAGUGGUCUUAUUUACUCAAUAAAUUGAAUUCAUGUAUCAAGAAUUGUGAAUAAUACCAGUAAUAAUUUGUAAUAAGUUGUGCAGAAAGUGACUAUCAUCUCAUGAAAACUAUAGUUACUGCAGCUCUAUGCAGUGCAGCCUUAACCAGAUGUAAAACUACAGUAUUAAUGUGUCUGUUGUAAAUAGUGUUAGUAUGUCCAUCCUGCAUGGAUGCCAGUUAGGCUCAGCUAUGCUGGGACUGUCUCCUCAAACCACAGUAGACCUUAUCUCUCUAUCAAGGCUGCUCAAGACCCAAGGAACUAUAAGUGAUUUUAAUAUUUGACAAAUUCCACUGCAUAUUGACAGUCACUGCUCCAGCCAGUUAAAUUACACAGAAUGCUAAAACGAUUUGCCUUACCACACUUUUGAAAGUUGAGGAUACAAGCCCCAACGUCGUGCACUCGACCAAAAAUAGGAAAUCCCGGCUGACUUGUAGCUACUUUGCCUGCGGCCAGCUUGGGCAGCGCCGUAGCAGUGAGUAAGUAAGAGGGUUGUUUUGUUCGGGGAGUUCUCAGAGGAAAUAGCCAAAAAUACACUCGCCCUAACGUUAGUGUGCUUAACCUUGCUUUGCUAGAUGAUUUUCAGUGGGUCUGCAGUCUGUUGUGGUAAAGAUGAGGUCUAGAAAUGUGGGGCCGUGAGGUGUAGAGGCUACACACUUGGCAGCUUACUCCUUCAUACUGUGGUCAGUCAGCGGUCUCUGAUGCUAGAGUUAAAGACCCCAGGUGUUGUCUGUCCUGUCUGUCUCUCCUACCAGCCAAUGCUUCGGUGCCUUCUAACACUGACAAGUAUUGUCCUAAUCCAGAGCUUUCACUCUACGCAGAGAGUGCAGAGGGGAUGUGGUUAUGUAUAGGGUUCAAGGUCACUGUUGUUGUGAUGUACUUAGCAGCCAAUCUGGACCAAUGGCUACAGGAGGCCCCUAAACACUGAUGGAAGGAUCUUUUACCUUGUCUUUGGUUAUAGCACCAAGGGCAGUGCAGCAGUGUUUGACCUUGCAUUAGUGGUUGGGGUGUAUUUACUGUCGUCCGCAUUUACCACUUCAACACAGCAACUACGAUGAGAGAUAAUGGCACCUAAGUUUUGAUCAGCCCUCAUUCCCUAUAUAGCAUGCCGCAAUGUGCAUCCUACACAUGGAGCGAGGGGUCACGUGGAACAGAGCCUCAUAAAUGUACAUGUAGUCAUCCUCACAGCAUACAUUACAUUUCUAAGCUAUAAUGUUGUUCGAAGCUGAAAGUGCAGAUGAAGCAUUGAGAAAACCAAUAAAUGUACUUCUUUAGAGCACAAAGUGAGCUCUUCUAACAGUGUGGGCAUAUUUUAGUUUGUAUACAUAGUGUAUUUGAGCCUUUUUCUAGAGUGGGUUUCCUUUAUUUGCAUGCUCAACUUGAUUGUAUGCAUAAAUAUUUUAGACAAGCCGAAAGUUGAAUUUGAAGGAAGACUUGUACAUUGUUUGAUAUGUUUCUUUUUGUAAUGAAUUUUUUAAUUCAUGAAACAUUUUUGUACAUUGUAUGAAUAUUAAAAACUGCAAAUAUUUGACAUAUAGAGUAAAUACUAGAGGCGCAUGCAUAUGCAUAUAUCCUUCACAGUAUGUAUGUGUAAAUGUACACAUAUAUUUUGUAUUUGCGUUUGCUGGCAUACAGAUAUGUGUCUUAAGCACAUAUAUACCUGUAAUAUAUAUGUAUAUCCAUGUCUGCUGGCAUGCUUUUGGUCAUGUUUAUCUUUCAUGAUCUUGUA
This is a messenger RNA of Archocentrus centrarchus (flier cichlid), 9378 nucleotides long. It is a transcript of the gene setbp1, whose product is annotated as SET binding protein 1. Gene Ontology annotation, biological process: regulation of DNA-templated transcription. Gene Ontology annotation, cellular component: nucleoplasm. The coding region runs from base 661 to 5223 and encodes 1520 amino acids. NCBI's taxonomy places the organism in Eukaryota, Metazoa, Chordata, Actinopteri, Cichliformes, Cichlidae. Gene Ontology annotation, molecular function: histone H3K4 methyltransferase activity; DNA binding. The record is from RefSeq and is a predicted model, not a curated record. The transcript has 7 exons.